UCAUCUACCUUUAAAUAUGUAGCGGACUGCAGCUCUUAGUCCAGCUGCUGAUGCUGCUGCUGUUUCGUCCUCAAUGCCAUGCUGAAAACAUCCGACAACAAGCUCUUCUCCUGAUCGUUAAAAGCUUCGAAGACACAGGGGUAUGACAGACCAGGAGAGCCCCACUGUGGAUGAUCCUCCUCCAACAUACACAAUAUUCCUCCUUGUCUUCUUCUUCUUCAUCACGGGCCUUCUGGGUUUCCUAAUCUGUCACUUAUUGAAGACGAAGGGCUACCGAUGUGAACUGGAAGAGGAUGAAGAAGACUGUGAAGGCAAACUGGGAGCAGACCAAGAUGAUGUAUCAGAAGACAGUCAAGACACCGUGGAACAAAUUCUGAAGUGUAUCAUUGAGAAUGAAGCCAAUGUGGAGGCCUUCAGAGAGAUGUUAGUUGGCCAAAAUGUUUGUGAACAUCAUGACCCACGGCUACGUCAUAAAGACAGUGUCGGUGGUCUUCCCCUUCACCACCACACAGUUCAUCUGGGAGGUGAAAUCAGCUCUUGUGUUCACUGCAUGCAAGGACAAAUCUUAAAAACACGACGCAGAAGCCGUGUGGCCAGAACUAAAGCCCGGCCAGGAGAGCAGACUGUGUUUUCUGUGGGCAGAUUCCGAGUCACCCACAUGGACAAGAGAAACAGCCUGCAUGGGUCAAUGAAUCUUCCUACCCCCAAGCCAGGAAACACAUCGAAUGACACAACGCUCUCAGACAGCAGGACGGGAUUUAAAGAAACUUCAAUAAAGUCUCAGGAGGAAUACAACAUCCGCAACAUGUUUAAAGACUCUGGAGCAACUAAUGUCAAAGUCCCAAAUGUAGGCAAACGGAAGAAGAGUGUGACGUUGCUGGGCUUUUAUAAGACUAGUAGUCCUGUGGAGACCAAAGCAGGACCGGAAGUAUUUGUGGAGGACAAAGAGGGAUCAACCACUGCUGAUCAGCUUUCCAUCUCUCUGGAAGAAUGCUUGAGCUCUGUUCCAGUGUCUCCCACAGACACCGAAACAGCUUUAGAUCAAAAUUUAAAUAAAGGUUCUGGUAAUCAAUUAGAUGAGACUUUUAAGGAGAGCAGCCCAGAGAAACAAAAGUCUGAGAAUGAUGAGACUUUAAAUGCAAAAUCGCAAGAGAAAUUAAGUACGAGCACGGCAGGUAUUGCUGAUGAUAGUUCUAAAGGCUGCUCUAGAUUUUCUGUGGUACGAACUGUGGAGGAGGUUGUCGUCACACCUGCAGCCAAUACCGACAACAGAGGAGAAAGCACGGCAAAACAAGAUGACCUUAAGUGUGACCAAAUUAGUCAGAAGAGUAUAGACAGAAGCAAGUAAUCAGCAAAAAAAUAGACAGCAGAUAUGAUUGCAGAAUCACAGCCCCACAAACAUUAAGGUUGGUCAGACAAUCAUAUUUAAAGAAACACUCCACUUCUACUGAAAAUAGGCUCAUUUUACAAGUUACCAACAAGUUAAGCUGUUUCCAACAAGUUACCCAUUCAACCGAUCUCUGGGUCUGGCAGCAGCAGUUUUAGCUUAGCUUAGCAUAACUCAUCAAAUCAGAUUAGACCAUUAGCAUCUAGCUCAAAAACUUCACAAAAGUGUUUAGAUAAUUUUCCUACUUAAAGUUUGACUCUUUUGUAGUUCCAUCGUGCAUGGAAAAAGAUCCAUUCAAUCAUUGAUUUUCCUUUGGCUUAGUUCCUGAUUUAUCCACAGUGGAAUGAUCCGCCAAAUAUUCCAGCAUGUGUUUUAAGCAGUGGAUGCCCUUCCAGCCACAACACAGUAUUGAGAAACACCCAAACACACUCAUUUACACACACACACACACACACACACACACACACACACACACACACACACACACACACACAC
Molecule: messenger RNA, 1882 nt
Organism: Danio aesculapii
Lineage: Eukaryota; Metazoa; Chordata; Actinopteri; Cypriniformes; Danionidae
Gene: rell2
Product: RELT like 2
Exons: 6
Coding region: 143-1348 (401 amino acids)
Biological process (GO): positive regulation of cell-substrate adhesion; positive regulation of p38MAPK cascade
Source: RefSeq, a predicted model, not a curated record